Molecule: messenger RNA, 494 nt
Organism: Mycetomoellerius zeteki
Lineage: Eukaryota; Metazoa; Arthropoda; Insecta; Hymenoptera; Formicidae
Product: small lysine-rich protein 1
Exons: 2
Coding region: 220-489 (89 amino acids)
Source: RefSeq, a predicted model, not a curated record
ACGGUCCAGUCGGCGAAGGGUCGUACGCUGAAGGUACGGUUGAAGGUACGACGUGCCCAGGAUAUGAGUUCCCGUGCGGCCGGCACGUUCAGCUUGCCGGCGCUUCGCGGAGCAGAUGGCUCGAAACGCUCAGACACGCAUCACAUAUCCGUUCGCGUCGAACUCCGCCGGGCGACUGCGGGCGACUGAUCACAGACAAAGCUUCAUUAAUCGACUACAAUGGCAACGGGUAAAAGUAAGAAAAAGGCUGGAACGAAGACAAACGGAAAAAAUAAUGGAAAAGGUACUAAAGGUGGCAAUGGCGGUAAAAAUAAAGGAUCAAAGAAAUCGAGAAGAAGCGGCGGAAAAGCACGAUUUGCCAUGGAUAUCUUUAACGAGGAAGUGAUGGAAAACGCUUAUUACACAUGUCACAACAUCAUGGAUGUGCUAAAAUGUCGAGGUUUCCCGUGGCCAGAGGCUCAGAAGAAAAAAGGAAAGAGGAAGAAAUAAAUAGU